This is a messenger RNA of Fomitopsis serialis, 246 nucleotides long. RefSeq lists its product as uncharacterized. The transcript has a single exon. Bases 1 to 246 code for a protein of 81 amino acids. Lineage: Eukaryota; Fungi; Basidiomycota; Agaricomycetes; Polyporales; Fomitopsidaceae. The record is from RefSeq and is a predicted model, not a curated record.
AUGUUACGUCCUGUGAGGUUACUGAGACCUCAUUGCACAGACAAAGGCCCUGAAGAUAUUGAAGAAGCGCCAAACCCAUGGGCACCGUUCCAGUCCGAGAUGGACUGGAGGUUCGCAUCGUGGGCAGUUCAGGAGGGCCUAAGUCAAGGCUCUGUAGACAGAGUCUUGGAGAUACCGGGGGUGAGUAGUAUUGCGUUGCAGCUCAAGCUGUAUGUACUAACUCAUUUUGCGUCUGUGGCGCCCUAG